Molecule: messenger RNA, 1255 nt
Organism: Leptomonas pyrrhocoris
Lineage: Eukaryota; Euglenozoa; Kinetoplastea; Trypanosomatida; Trypanosomatidae
Exons: 1
Coding region: 68-1255 (395 amino acids)
Biological process (GO): cell redox homeostasis
Cellular component (GO): endoplasmic reticulum membrane
Molecular function (GO): thioredoxin-disulfide reductase (NADPH) activity
Source: RefSeq, a predicted model, not a curated record
AGCACUUCUGUUAUUUGUCGUUACCGGUUUUUUUUUCUUCUUAAUGGUGUUGAACCAAACAAAAACGAUGAGCUGUGCACCGCUCCGACACUCUGCUCAGGCGCGGCGCGCCAGGGAACUGCUCGCCGCAUGUACGCGCCGCGUUCUCUUCCUGCUGGUAUGUCUUUUACUGUUUUCCCUCGCAUGGGAUCGCUACAGCGCAGAUGGCACGCACGGGCUCGUAGCGGCGCCUCGCUGGAGUGGCUUCAUCCAGUCCGCCUUGGCAGCCGAAGAGUCUGCUGAUCUUCCCGAGGUGGAGGUCGCGACUCCUGUCAGUGACGAGGCACUGCAGGAUGCACACCCGGAGGCGCCGCUGGACCGGCGGGCGGACUUCCAUGACGAAGCCGCGGCUGAGGAGGCAGUGGUGGCAGGAAAAGUGGCCGACCCCGUCCACGCAACUCGCGACUUUGACGGUGUCUCAGAUGAUGAGCUGAAGGCGCUGCUGUCCGACAAAAAGAAAGGUCAAGUGAACUUCAAGCACUACAAAGACCGCGCAGACCUCAUCAAAGCCAUUCGCGAGGUGGAGGAGAAAGAGAUAGCACAGAAGGCGUUUCGCGACGAGGUCGCGGCGGCAGCCCGCUGGUUCGCGGAGACGCAGGAGGAUUUGAACUACCAACGCGCCGCCGCCCGCCGGACAAAGGGGAGUCGCAUCAAGCACAACGGCGAAGUUCCCGCCUCCCUGCGUCGUGGCCACCACACCGAUGCGCCGGCGCACAAGCUGCGCGUUCUCUAUAGCGCAGCCAGAGGCCACGGCGAGCGGUUCACCGCGUUGGUGAAAGACCUGGAGAGCUCGGAGGCGGUGAAGUUGCCGAAUCUGGACGCCUUUCGUAUUGUCGGCGAGCCGUACCCGAUCAGCAAUGAGAGCGUUCUGCUGGGACAGGUGUUUCAGGUUUUGUUCUACGGCGUGAUGGCGCUCGCUAUUAUGCCGGAUUUGUUGCCGUUUAUUCCGGAAGCUGUACGGAAUAUUCUGCGCACACGUCGCGGUCUCGUCAUCAGCACGGCGUUUAUGCUGAACAUGCUCAGUCGAUCGCUGCUGCAGAACAACGCCUUUGAGGUCUACCUUGACGAUGAGCUCAUUUACUCGACGCUGAAGUUCGGUGGUCGCUUGCCGACCUCGGAGAUGGUGAGCAACAUGCUUCUGGAACGUACUCUCUUGAAGGACUACGCUGCCGCCAUGAGUGGACAGGCAGCAAAAGGCGCAGCAGCACUCCUCUAA